Hansenula ciferrii is the source of this 4896-nucleotide messenger RNA. Its product is annotated as Immunoglobulin A1 protease. The transcript has a single exon. Bases 1 to 4896 code for a protein of 1631 amino acids. The record is from RefSeq and is a predicted model, not a curated record. Lineage: Eukaryota; Fungi; Ascomycota; Saccharomycetes; Phaffomycetales; Wickerhamomycetaceae.
AUGUCACAAGAUCAGAAUCAAGAUGAUGAUUUAGCAUUGGUGGUUCAACAAGCUAUGGAAGGAUUCCAAGAUGAAUUUGGUCAAGUUGAUAAUAAUAAUGGUGUCACUGGUGAAUUAGAGAAUGUUGAUCAAAAUCAAAAUAACAAUGAAACCGCGUCUACUGAAUAUCAUCAACAUGAACAUAAUGAUCAAGAACAAGGACAACAUCCUAUCCAAGAAGCAUUUAAUGAGGCUGAUGAUUUUGAAGCUGAAAUUCAAAGACAAUUGGAACAACAAUUCCAAUCAAUGACCGAGGGGACUAAUGAAGAGUAUAAUAAUGAUCAAUCUCAACAACAACAUAUUGAAACAAAUAUUGAAUCACAAGUUGAUCAGAAUCAAGUUGAAGAAGAGGAUGAUUUUGCAAAAGAAGUUGAAAGACAAUUACAAGAACAAUUUAAUCAACAACAAAAUUAUCAAGAGUCAGAACAACCAGUCCAUCAAGAACAAGAACAACAGCAACAGCAACAUGAAGAUCAACAAGUUGAUCAAAAUGAUGAUUAUUUACAAAAUCAUAUCGAGGAUCAAAUACGACAACAGUUGAAUAUUGAUGAUAAAGAAUCUGAUCCUUCUCAUGUGGAAAAAUCAAUUGAUCAAGUUGAAGAAUAUCAACCACAACAUCAACCACAUCAACCUCAAGAACAAGAACAGCCUCAGGCUCAAGAACAAGUACAAGAACAAAUACAGGAACAAUCUCAAGUACAACCACAAGAAGUACAAGAAGAACAACACGUUGAUUAUGAAAAAGAACUACAAAAACAAAUUAUGGAUGCAUUAGGAGAAUCUGAACCAAUUGAUAAUAAUGUUGAACAAUCACAACAACAUGAACAAGAUUUAAGGCAUGAACAAGUUGAAUCAAUUCAAUCAACAAAUCAAGAUGAUAAUCAAGAAGAGAAUGAUUUUGAAAAAGAUUUACAAAAACAAAUUAUGGAUGUUUUCGAAAAUCAAGGUCAAGAUGAACGUGAACCUCAAUCAGAAGUUCAUACUCAAGAUCAAUCACAAAUUGAAUCACAAAAUCAACCUCAAAAUGAAGAUGAUUUUGAAUUGGAAUUACAAAAUUCAAUCAUGCAAGCUUUUAAUGAUGCUCAAGAAACUUCACAACCUCAAUAUCAAUCACAAUCACAACUUGAACCAAAAGUUCAACCUCAACCUCAACCUCAAGUUCCUGCACCUGCACCUGCACCAGUGGUAGCACCAGUUGUAGCACCAGCUCCUGUACCAGCACCACCACCAGUUCAACAACCUUCAAAACCACCAGCAAAGUCAAAAGCUAAAUCAGCUUCAAAGAAGAAAUCACAAAGUUCUUUGAAACAACAUCAAAAUCAAUUUCAAGUUCAACAACCUCAACAACCACCUGUGCAACAGGUACCAACUCAACAAUCUCAACUUCAAGCUCAACCUCAAUUACAUCAACCUUUACCUAUAAAACCUGUACAACCAGUUCCACCACAACAACUUCAAGAUCAAUCGCAAACUGAUGUAAAUGAUGAUGAUUAUGAUCAAGAAUUACAAAAUCAAAUCUUGAGUGCAUUUGCAGAAUCAGAAAAUCAAUAUAAUCAACAAAUGGCUCAAUUACAACAAUUACAACAAUUGCAACAAUUACAACAACAACAACAACAAUUACAAAAUCAACAACAACAACAACCAAUCCCACAAUAUACUGAUGAAAUUGAUCCAUUUAGAGAUGCAUUAGAACAAUUGGUACAAAAUGUUAUUGAUGCUCAAGUUGAACCUGAAAAUAAAUCACAACCUUUACCACAACAAUCUAAUCAACACCAAUCAGGUAAUCAAAAUCAACAAGAUGAUGAAAUUGAUAUGAAUCAAAUUAUGCAAAAUGCAUUAGCUAUGGCUGUGGAAAAUCCAAAUUUAUUAUUACAAAAUAUGAAUUUAGGUAAUUCACAAGAUUCUUCACAAUUGAUUAAUCAAUUGAUUAAUCAAGCUUCUUCAAAUUUAACUCCUCAAGUUGUUCCUUCAACUUCAACUGCAACUACAUCAACUACAACAACUGGUAAAAAGAAAACUCCAGCUAAACCAAAGGAGAAAAAACCACCAAAAGAGAAGAAGCCAAGAGCUCCAAGGAAGACUCAACCAAAGAAGAAGAAAGAUGCAAAAGCUACAACAACAACAACAGCAACCCCUGCUGCUACUAGUGCUUCAUCAUCAACGGAUCCUUCAUGGAUUGGUCUUGGUCGUUCAGCUACUUCAAGUGGAGUACUAUUACUUCCUAUUGAAGGUUUACGUGAAGCUUUAAGACCACAAUUAUCAAAACCAAUUCCUCAACCUUCACAAACUACUGUUCAAACUUCUCAACCUCAAACAAUUGUUCCUCCAGCUCAACAGAAGACUACUCAACCAUUACCUUCAGUUCCAUCACAAGAUCAAUCAAAACAAUUACCAAAACCACCAUCAUCAUCAUCAUCAUCAUCAACUGCUGCUCCAAUUUCAACUCCAAAAGAGUCAACUUCAAUUGGUCCAAAACAACCAAAACCUGCACCUGCACAUUCAAUUCUGGAUUCUGUUAAAAGUACACCUUUAUUAUUAUUAUCUAAAGAUAAAUCAAUUGAUUUACAAAAUAAUUUAGUUUCAGAACAACGUAAAAAGCAAAAUUUGUCAAUUGCUGAAACUUUAGCAUUAAGUAGAUCUGGUAUAACAAGUGGUAAAUUUACAAAAUUACAUGAAGGUUCAUUGAUUAAACCACAACAACAAAUUGGUGAUAAUGGUAAAGAAAUUGUUAAUGAUGAUAAAUUAAAAGGAAUUGAAUCACAAACUUCAACUCCAACUUCUGGACAAGUUCCAACAACUCAACAAAAUGAUUCAAAUCAAGUUGAUACUAAUCAAGUUGGAACUUCUAUUUCAACAUUAUCAAAUUAUGAACAAAAUGAUAUUCAAAAGGAUAAUGAAAAUAAUAGUGUGGAAAAUGCAUUAAUUAUGGCUAAACAAUAUUUGACUAAAGAUGAUGGUAGAUCAAGUGAUUCAACAGCUCCAAGUUCUAGUGGUCCAGGUAAAAAUGCUAAUACAACAUCUAAACCUUCAUCAUCAUCAGGAUCUUUAACUUCUUCAUUUGGUCAAUUAUCUGCAAUUCCAAGUUCUCAAGGAAAUGUAUUAUUAAAUAAUAUUGGUUCAUUAUUACCAAAUUUACCUUCAAAUUUAACAAAUAUGAUUUCUUCUGCAAUUACUACAGCUGUUAGUCAGGGGAAAAUUUCAUUAAAUGAACAAAAUUCUACAAUUAUUCAAGAAAAUCAAUUUUCUAAAGAAUCAACUCCAGGUUUAACUACUAUGGGAUUGGAAAGUACAGUUACACCUAAAACUACUAAAAAAGUUAAACCUGAUAGAAAUGAAACUCCUGAACAACAAAGAGAAAGAAUUAAGAUUGAAAAUAGAGAACGUAAGAAAAGAUGGAGAGAUGCAAAUAAAUUAAAAAAUCAAAAUAAUGAUUUAAGAGCUCGUUUAAAGAAGCGAGCUUCACAAUUAUUUGGUAUUGAAGAUACACCAAAGAAAAAAGAAUGGAUUGAAACAGAAUUUGAAAAAAGAACAAAUAGAAGAAUUAUUAAAGCUGCAAAUUUAGAAGAUUUAGCUUCAUUAAUUAAUGAAACUUUAUCAAAAGUUGAUAUUAAUACAUUAAAUCAAGAUUCAUUAACUCAAAUAAUUUCACAAAUUGUUACAACUUCAUUAUCAAGUUCUCAAUCAAAUGUUUCAAACAUUGGUGGUAUUUUAGGUUCAAUUAAUAAUACUAAUACUAAUAACACUGGUAAUAAUUAUAUUACAACUACACAAAGAGAAUUAUCACCAGGUGAAGUUGAAGAUCUUGCAGGUUUACCAAAAGGUACAGUUAGUACAUUCCAUGUUGAUCAAUCAAUUCCACGAUCUCAACCUGAUCAAUCUAAUCAACAAAGAUCCACUGUGGAAAUUAAAGAACCAUCAAAGAAACCGGAUUUAGAAUUAAGUUCAUUAGUCGGUAAUAGACAAUUUCAACAACAACAACAACAACAACCAGGUUCAAGUUCUCAACAACAAUUUCGUAAAACUUCAAUUCCACAACAUCCACCAAGAAUUCAUAAACCAAUUCCAGCUCCUGCACCACCAUUAAAGAGGAAAAAUGAUGCAUUAGCAAAUUUUGAAUUGAAAAAACCAAGAUUUUCCAUACCUUUAAUUCCAACAAGUAUGAAAUUUGAUGAUGGUCAAGAUAAACAAAAGGAUAAAGAUGUUUCAAUUACAAAAGAAGUUGUUAGAGUUGAAGAUUCAAAUAAAAUGGAUAUUGAUUCAAAUAUUGAUGAUGCUUUGAAAUCAUAUGAUGAAGGUCAUUCAAAUAAAAAUCAAUCUAAUUCAAAACCAGUGGAAGUUACUAAAGUUAUUGAACGUGUUAAUUUAGAUGAUGGUAAAUCUAAAUCUAAACCAAUUGAAAAGACUAAACUUUCAAUACCAAAGCCUGUUUCACAAAUUCCAUUACAAUUACAAAGACCAAUUAAAAUUCCAUCAUUUAAAAGACCUGAUUUAUCUAAUUCAGAUUCUAAUAAAAAUGUUCCAGAAUCAAUUGUUGUUGAAGAUAAAGAACCAACAACAACAUCAUCAAAUACAGAUAAAGAAGUUUCAAAAGCACCAAUUAAAGUGGAAAGAUCAACACCACCAGUAUCAAAUACUAGUGUUAAUACUACAAAACAACCAUCACCACCAGCAACAAAUACCACCACAUCAACAUCAUCAACAACAGCUUCAACUUCAAAAGUUUCAAGUGCACCUAAAUUACAAAGACCAAAAUUUCAAACUGGUUUAAGAAAACCACCAGCAUUUCAAGGUUUAAGAAAACCUGGUGCAUUCCAAAGACCACCAGAUAGAGAUAAAAGAAAAGGAUUAAUUCAAUGA